Porites evermanni is the source of this 5566-nucleotide messenger RNA. NCBI's taxonomy places the organism in Eukaryota, Metazoa, Cnidaria, Anthozoa, Scleractinia, Poritidae. The record is from the annotation of a GenBank genome assembly.
UUCGCCCAGCCGUCUCAGUCGACAUGUUUAGCGAACUGCCUCAAUUUUUGUUUUCCCUUCAAGGCUUUCUAUUGAUGAUAAUUCUUGUUGUAACGCUGUACGUCAUUUCUUGCCUUUUGUUCCCUGAUGUUUCCGUUUCUGAUUUGGAGAAGAAAGCCGUUCUUAUCACGGGAUGCGACAGUGGUUUUGGUUACGAGCUCGCAAAGAAGCUCGAUUCUCGAGGUUUACAGGUUUUUGCUGGGUGUCUAACUUCAGACGGACAAGCAAAGCUGAGAAGUGAAUGCUCUCGAAAACUGACCACAUUACAACUUGACGUUACAAAUGCGAGCGACGUGCAGAAUGCUUUGAAAGAAGUAAAUUCCCACCUGCCUCCCCAAGGUAAGUGAAAAGAACACGCAAUCGUUUAAACAGUGGAGGACUCUGCGAACAUUGACGAACUGAAAUUAUAGCUCUUGAGCAAUUUCUUGCCACCGAAAAAUGUCAAUUAAUUAUGCACAAGAGGAGAUUUUUGCGGCCGUUUACACACAUCUCUGACAUCUCCAGUUGAUCUGAAAACAUUCAUCAAAUAUUACGUAAUAUUGGGGCAGGCCGGUAUGGCCCAUCUCCGAUGAGCUUUUGCUUUUGAAUAUCUGUAUCACUUUGAGGACUCACCGUUUUUUUCUUACCUUUGAAGAAUUCCAUAAAAUUGUAUUCACCCCUGAAGACUACCAUAAAAUAAUUGGAUCAACCCCUGAAAAUGCCUGAAAAAGGUACUCUUUUGGGGGAACCUCCCUCUAUGGAUCAGUAUAGGGCCGAAUAACCCCCCACUGAGGUUUGGUUGGUCCCAAGCCCUUCUACUCAGGAACCUGCAGCUUGCAAACAAAUGCAUGUAAUUUUAUGCCCUCCAAGAAAGCACUUUUAUAAUAGUAAAGAUCUUAUAUAAAAUGCACAAGGAAAGGAGGGUCCUGAAGGUGUAAAAUGGGAAUUGGGAUUUGGACUGGGAAAAUGGGAUUUGGUUGCUGGGACUGGGAUUUGAGUGAGAAAAAAAGGCAAAAUGGGAAUGGGAUUGGUGUUUUGUUAGCAUAUCAGUGGGAUCGGGACACUGGUUAGUGGGAUUUGGAAAAAAAUGGUGGCUGGGAAACGGGAUUGGUAACCCCCCUUCAGGACCCUUGGAAAGCAGUAGUCUGUUCCAGGCUCUCAGAUAGGCCUAGAUACAAAUAUCGCAAAAAAUGACCUAAAUUUCUUUCUAGAAGUUCUCAUAAAAUUCCUAAAUUUCUUAAAAAAUCUUCUAAAUUUCUCAGAAAUAUCAUUUUUUUCUAAUGUUAAUUUGACCCAUUUUUGGCUUUAUAUCAAUUAAAGAAAUGAAAAAAAAUAUAUACAUUAUUAUUUGAAUAGCAAAAGAUGUGUAUUGCAGGGCCUUCUCUUCCUCUUUGUUCUUGUUCACUCGCCUGUACAAUUUCCACUUCGAUAACUUCCGCCAUGUUGACUGAUUGAUUCCACGUGGCGUCGAAUUAAUUGGUAGGUACUUUGUAUAUGGUGCAUCUUAUUGUACUGCAGAAUAAAUCUGCUGAAUUGGUAGUAUCGCUGGCUCGUAAAAGGACACGAAAUUAAUAUAAACUGUUUUUUUUGCUCUUAUGAAGUAUCUUUUUUGUGAUAAUUGCUCUAAAUAUCACUUUUUUUUCUAAAUUUCUCAAUAUUUUCUAAAUUUCUCAAAAACUUCUAAAUAUCUCAAAAAAUAUCGCGAUAUUUGUAUCUAGGCUUACUCUCAGAUGGUAGGGAUGACCUGUAAGUGAAAUGCACGCAAAAAUAUAGGUGCGUGAUCUGGGAAAAGGUGGGGGAACAGUAAAAAGUUUCCUUCCAGUUACGUCUCCUCUUCUUUUAUUUUUGUGUUUGCACUUUCUCAAUUUCGGGGACCAGUCUAUGUCGGAGCCUGGAACAACCCAGGAAAGCAGUAAACAUGCGGUGAGUGUUUUUUUGCAGUUAAAAUAACAUGUCUUGAUGUACUUUUAGGUUUGUGGGCUAUAGUGAACAAUGCUGGGAUUGGACCUGUGGGUCUUAUUGAAUGGCAGAAUGUAGAAGAAAUGAAGCAUGUUCUUGAUGUCAAUCUCUGGGGGAUGGUAUCAGUGACCAAGGCAUUCUUGCCACAGCUUAAGAAAACCAAGGGACGCAUUGUUAAUGUAGCUAGUACAUGGGGAACAAUUUCGCUCCCCUCUGUAACAGCAUAUUGCAUAUCAAAGCAUGGUGUUCAAGCAUUUUGUGAUUCUCUGCGUCGAGAGGUAAAGCAGUUUGGUGUUUCUGUUCACAUUUUGGACCCUGGUAUGUUUAGAACCAACCUGGCAAAUAGUGAAGUGGCUAUAAAGCAGGUAGAGAGGUUAUGGGCUAACCUUGAUGUGGACACAAAGAAAAGUUAUGGAGGAGAGUUAAAUUUAGGUAAGUAAUAUAUAGAUUUAGCCAAGGCCCAAAGCGAAGCUCUCGUGUGAAGUUUCAAGAGCUCUUUUAAGAAAUGUGCUCUUUCUGAAGUAAAGUUUUCCGAGUCUUCGAUCACUUUAUUACCAUAACUGGUCAGCGGAGAACUUUAAAAAACAUGUCACCUAAAAGGUACAAAGGUAAAGCGACCAUAUUUUACGUUGAUAACUCGUGACAGUAAUAGUAACGGAUAUUAACUUGAGGUCGACGAUGCGCUCAUUUUACAGGGGCCCUCUCUCCAUCAAUGCUCCGUUUUAAGGGUAUUUAAAGCUAGUCAAUUGAGCUACACAGAAAGGAGAGAGGUUAAAAGAAGGAUGUGGUGUCACCGGGGCCGGGGAUCGAACUCGGGACUUCAUGUACCAAGGAAUGUGCACUAACCAACUGUGCCACCCUUAGCUUGCUCACCUCAUUGAGUUGUACACCUGAGCACCUGAGAUGGACGAGCUCAUGCAAGAGAGUGUUCUCUCUUGGUUCAUCAUGAAUACCCAAUUUUCUUACCUGAGGUGCUCUGCUCUGGCCUGGGAAAGCCGUGGGGGAGUAGGGUAUGUGUCUCAUUGCUCGCCAAAGCCGUGAUCGCCAAAACACAAAAUCCCAGAAAGAUAUCCCAACGAAGCAAGAAAGAUUUUCUCCAGAUCAUAAGGGUUCCGUUCUAGGACCGACCUUAUUUUCUCUUUACACAAGUGAUUUACCUGAAGCUAUAACCACUGCGACAACCUACAUGUAUGCUGAUGAUACUACCCUAUAUUGCAUUGGCGAUUCUAUCGACGCAGUAAUUUCUGAACUUAACAAAGCUUUGGGAGAGCUUCUAUACUGGUGCAAAACAAACUCCCUUGUGCCUCAUCUAAAGAAAUGCGAAGCAAUGAUCCUCCAUCGUGGCCCAUUGAAAGAGUUAACGUUGGCCCAGCACACCAUCAAAUGGGUUACACACUCUCGUCUAUUAGGCGUAUUGAUAGAUGAUCAACUAAACUGGUCUAAACAUGUUAGUGUUGUUAGAAAGGCUUUGUUCAUAAGUUAAACUUGUUAAAACGUAGCAAAUUAUUUCCAAAGAAUAUGUUAUUAGACUUGUAUUUUAGAGUUAUUAUGCUGUCGAUCGUAUAUGGUAUAUCAGUAUGGGGAGGCCUCACAAAUAAGGAAGGUUUUAAGGCAUUAGAAGCACUACAUUGUAGAGCUGCGAGAAUUAUCUUUGAGCUACCUCGGGAGAUGUCUAAUGCAGAUGUUAUGAAAAAGGCUAAUUGGUCUUCUUUAGCCUUUAUGUAUAAAGUUAGCUUAGCUAAGCUUAUGUAUAAAAUACACAAUAACCUGACUCCAUAUGCUAUGUCAGCUAUUAUUAAGAACAAUGAUAACAUCAAGCGAUAUCAACUUAGGAAGAAACUGAAAAUUGAUGUCCCUCGUUUUAACACCAACUACAUGAGGAACUCUGUAGCUCGUAGAGGAGCAAUAGUUUGGAACACGUUGGUUCCUCAACUUAAUGACGAUAUAGACAAUGUUAAGAAAUAUGCGAUUAUGGCAAGACGGUCAAAGGCUCUGCUACACCUAGAUUUCGACUGUAUCUCCCCUCAAACAUUAACCAGAAGGGAGGAAGAUUUUAAGUAUAAUUAGUGUUAAUAAUUAGUCGAUACUAGAGUACCACCUUGUACUUUAGAAUUUUAAGCUUUUAUCGUUUUAGACUUGUAAGUAGUAAGUAGCUAUAUGAUUUUAGCUGGUGUAUAUCCUAUUUAUUUUCUAAUUUAUUAGUUAUCUUAUCUAAUUAUUUAGACACGACCCCACAAGCGAAGCGUCGCUUUAAAUACUUAUCAUGUAUAAAUAAAGAUUAUUGAUUGAUUGAUUGAUUGCUGCAUUGUGCAUGCAAGAGCUCAGCUAUCACUUUUUUUUUGACACCUGACACUGAUGUUGGUGAGCCACAACCUUAUUUAAUUAUGCUUGGAAGAAGGUUAAAAUAACCAAAAAAUCGAAAAAGCAAGAAUAAGAAAAUUAACUGAAAGCUAGUCUGUGAACAGCAGCCCCCUUCCCUCAAACAAAAUCUCCAGAUUUUGUUUGAGGGAAGGGGGUGGGGUGGAGGGGGAGGGGGCUUAUGCACUUAAAGGCUUAAUUAGUGAAAGUCGACCAAGACUGCUUAAUUCUGUAAAGAUUCCAGCAGAAAAACCUCAGUUGAGAUUCAUUUGAAAAUGAAAAGAGGGAUAUGGCAAAAAAAAAUUAUGUGGACAUUGAAAUGGUGAUACAUCAUAAAUGGUUGAAUUACAGCUUAGAAAAAAAUAAAUUUAAGUCACCUGUCCAUUAUAUAUGCACAUACAAUCGUGCGUAUACAUGUACAGCUGAAAUAUGGAAAGAAUUAUUUUUUCAUUUCCUGGAAAAGCGUUUUUUAUCAUUAAAUUGGGAUGACUGAUACAUUUUUCGCACUGUGUUGGUGUGUUUGUGUCAGUAUAUUUCUUUUAUCCUUUUAUUAUUCCUUAAUCCUGGUGGUGUCAGUGGCCUUUUUCUUCCGUAAACACCGUACCUUACUGACAACACUAGCUAGAGCUGAGUAAAAUAGAAAAUUAACUACUGCAUUUUCCUGCAUAUUAAUUUACUGAAAAUGUCCUGCUGAAAACGCUGGAAAUGGUAUAAUUUUCUGAGACCCUAAAUUUAAAAAUUUUCUGGGUAAGCAUGCCCUCAGCCCCCUGGCCCUUGGUUGGCUGCCUUCGGCGCUACAAACUUUCUCCCCGUGUGCAUACACCUUCAAAAUCUCAUGCUACGCCGCUGCCUAGGACUAAAUUGUUAUUUUCAUGAUUAAUAAUUAAUGAUGAAAAUAAUAAUUUAGUAAUUUAUUUAAUUACAGAAUUAUUAUACUGUUUUACUCACUAGAAGUGGAAUAAUUUUGUAACGGAUGGUUUGUUAAUGUCCAUAUUUUACUUAAUCUUCCCUAGGAAAGGUCAUGUAUGCUGGUCAGUUUAUGUUUUUUCUGUCACCACAUAUUUACAAAGUGGUUGAUGCAAUGACGCAUGCUGUGACAUCCACUCGACCUAAGCUGCGGUAUGGAGUAGGAUGGGACCACAAAUUCUUUUGGAGGCCUCUUUCUCUUUUGCCAUCUGAAAUACAAGAUUUAAUUCUUCCUCCUAUGCAAGCACACAAAGGAGCUCCGUAA